AUUGGGUACGCUAGCGCGCCAUUGUUGACUUAUGGCGAUGACCUGGGAAAGUUGUCCUAGGAAAGAUGAAGUUGAAUCAUAUCUCCGAGACCACAGAAUCAUUGAAAUGUUUGGAAACCUCACGUCCUUGUUGUUUUUCAAACGACCAGAAAAUCCAAAACAAUAUUUAACUGAACAAUUACGUCAAUUGAAAGCUGCUCGUGAUGAAUACUCAACUCCACCAUCACUUUUCAAUGAAAUCAAUGCUGAAUUAAUAUUCAAUAUGCUUGAUCCAUGUGAAAAACAAACAAUACCAAUUGAUCGAUAUCAGCAUGCUUUAGAAACCUUAGGUAUUUUACAAUAUAAUAAAACAAUAUCAGAUAAUGGAGAUGAAUGGAUGAGUAAAGAAAUGUAUAUGAAAGAGGUGAAAACAGGUUUAAAACAAUUGGCAUCAACUUAUAAACCUCGUGGAGGAUGAUGAUGAUGAUGAUGGCGGUGGCGGCGGCUGCAGUGAAAGAACAUACUUCGUUUAGUCUUCUCAUUUGUCAACAAUAAAUCUGACAGACGUCUACAGAAAAUACAUGAAAUUUAUUGUUAA
Molecule: messenger RNA, 577 nt
Organism: Heterobilharzia americana
Lineage: Eukaryota; Metazoa; Platyhelminthes; Trematoda; Strigeidida; Schistosomatidae
Source: the annotation of a GenBank genome assembly